Messenger RNA from Odocoileus virginianus texanus, 5927 nucleotides. NCBI's taxonomy places the organism in Eukaryota, Metazoa, Chordata, Mammalia, Artiodactyla, Cervidae. The record is from RefSeq and is a predicted model, not a curated record.
GGUUUGUUACCACUAGCGCCAUUCGGGAAGCCCCAACCCUAGCCAAAUACCAUCAUUUCUCGUCCAUAUAUUUGUGCCAACUCCCACCCUGCUUCCUGGAUUGCCUCCUUCCCAUCACUCUCCCAAAUUUCAGUGAAUGUGAUCUUUCCAAGAAACAAAUCUGGGGAAGUCAUUUCACUGAUUACUCUCCAAGUACCCUAGUAGUGCCAGCAAGUUUCUUUUUUAUUUGAAGCAAGUUUACUUCACCCCUUUUCUAAGCGGACAAGCAUUUUCUCCAUUCCAAACAUUUUUCAUUUUACUGUCAUGAUGUUUAUCACUAAUGUGUCAUGAUGGUUAUCGCCCCCUGUGUCUUUGUUUAUGUCAUUCCUUAUGUGCUUCGAAUGCACUUUGCAUCUCCUCUUUUCCCUGGCUAGCCACCACCCACACUCCAGAAUUUAAUUUGCUUUUUUCUUUCCCUUAGAUUUCUUUUCCAAGACCCAAGUUUAAAUUGUGUGCCCCUGUCCUGUGCUCCGAGAGCACCUGAACUUCUCCAAUUAUAAUGUCUGGCUACUGUAUUUUUAUUGCUUAUUUAUUUGUCUGCUUUCAUACCCUCAAGAAUGUACAAUCCAUUUCUACAUAUUUGACCAUUCCAUCUCCAUGAUUUUGUAUGAUACCUAGACCAACUGGGCUCAAUAAAACUUAAAAAACAAUCAAUCAAUUGGAUGAAUGAAUGGAUGGGUGGAUGAACGGAUGGAUGGAUGGAUGGAUAAAAUAGUUAAUAUGAUUAAAGACUGAAAGGGAGUUGCAUAUUUAGAAGGCAGUAACAAAAUGCGUUCAUGUUCACGUAAGUAGAUGGUAAAGACAAUUAAGAUCUUUCUUGGGCAGAGUAAGUCAAAGCUUGUUUUUGAGGUCUUGCUACUUCUCCUUUCAUCUUUUCACUUCCUUAAUACAGAGAAAUAUAUCUAUUAUCAUUCUUCCAGAACCUAGCUCUUUAUCUGCAAUUCAGCAGUAUCCUCCAAGAAAAAAAGCUGUUCUUUUAAUCCAUUGUCAUUUCCAUAGAGGACAACUAAAUUCUGAAACUGCUUCAAUAUUGAGUAGACAUAUCUGAUGGAGGACUUGCAGGAGACUGACUUGUAGUGAAAUAUCUAUUUUGAGCCUUUCAGUGUUGCUUAAAUUAUAGCUUCCCCUGCCAGCUAUUCAUGCAAGAGAUGAGAGGAAAGCCAUAAAAGGCACUAUGAGGAAGCAGAAGGAGGGAGCAAGAGAGAGAAGGGAUUGAAAAGCCGAUUAGCUGCUUUACGGGAAAACCCAGGGAAAAUGAGCACUAAUGGGAAUGUGGAUUUUAUCCCUCCAGGAAUCCUAUUUAGCUUGCCAAGAAUUAACCUUGACUGUAAUUAAGUCCCUUAGAGCAACGACCCUUUCAGAGAAUGUUCAGAGACCUCUACUUUGUUUAGACACCUUGUGUGGGUGGAACUUCCUGUUUACACAGAGAGCAGCAUAAAGCCUAGUUGCUCCGAGGAAAGUUUGGGACCAGACCAACCGCAGGGAGAAAGGUGCAACACAGUCUGGUCUCCUCCAGUCCCUUCUCCCUGCAGUAUGGGGAAGAACAAACUCCUUCAUCCAAGUCUUAUUCUCCUUCUUCUGCUUUUGCUGCCGACAGAUGCUUCAGCCUCUGGGAAACCGCAAUACAUGGUGCUGGUCCCCUCCCUGCUCCAUACUGGGACCCCUGAGAAGGGCUGCCUUCUUCUGAGCCACCUGAAUGAGACGGUGACCGUCAGCGCCUCCUUGGAGUCUGUCAGAGAGAACAGGAGCCUCUUCACUGAUGUGGUGGCAGAAAAGGACUUAUUCCAUUGUGUCUCCUUCACUCUCCCAAGAUCUCCAACCAGUCAAGAGGUAAUGUUCCUCACCAUCCAAGUGAAAGGAUCAACCCAAGAAUUCAAGAAGCGGACCACAGUGUUGGUUAAAAAUGAAGAGAGCCUGGUCUUUGUCCAGACAGACAAACCCAUCUAUAAACCAGAGCAGACAGUGAAAUUUCGUAUUGUCUUUUUGGAUGAAAGUUUUCACCCCCUGAAUGAGUUGGUUCCACUAGUAUAUAUAGAGGACCCCAAAGGAAAUCGCAUCGCACAGUGGCAGAACCUCGAGGUAGAGAAUGGCCUCCAGCAGUUGACCUUUCCCCUCUCGUCAGAGCCCUUUCAGGGCUCUUAUAAGGUGGUGGUACAGAAGGGAUCAGGUGGAACUGCCGAGCACCCCUUCACCGUGGAGGAAUUUGUGCUUCCUAAGUUUGAAGUGCAAGUAAGAAUGCCAAAGAUAAUCACCAUUUUGGAAGAAGAGAUGAACGUGUUAGUGUGUGGCCUAUACACUUAUGGGAAGCCUGUCCCAGGACAUGUGACUAUGAACGUGUGCAGAAAGUACAGGAACCCUUCUAAUUGUUAUGGUGAAGAAUCCAAUGCUGUCUGUGAGAAGUUCAGUGGGCAGCUGAACACUGAGGGCUGCUUCUCUCAGCAAGUAAACACCAAGAUCUUCCAGAUGAAGAGACAAGAGUUUGAAAUGAAAAUUGAAGUGGAAGCAAAGAUUCAAGAAAAAGGAACAGAGGUGGAAUUAACUGGAAAGGGGGCCACUGAAAUAACAACAACCAUCACCAAACUCUCAUUUGUCACAGUGGACUCAAACCUUAGACGAGGGAUUCCUUUCACUGGGCAGGUGCUCCUAGUGGACGGGAAAGGUGUCCCCAUGCCAAAUAAAGUCAUCUUCAUCACAGCAAAUGAAGCCAACCACAAAUCUAAUGCCACCACUGAUGAGCACGGCCUGGCAGAGUUCUCCAUCACUACCACCAACAUCAAGGGCACCUCCCUCAGUAUCAGGGUCAAAUACAAGGAUCACAGCCCUUGUUACGGCUACCAGUGGCUGUCAGAAGAACAUGAAGACGCUUAUCACAAUGCUAAUCUUGUGUUCUCCCAAAGCAACAGCUUUGUCUACCUUGAGCCCUUGCCUCGUGAACUGCCCUGUGGCCAAACUCAGACAGUCCAGGCACAUUACGUGCUGAAGGGACAGGUCCUCAAGAAGCUAACAGAGCUCGUGUUCUAUUACCUGAUAAUGGCAAAAGGAGGCAUUGUCCGAUCUGGGACUCACACACUGCCCGUGGAGCAGGGAGACAUGCAAGGCCAUUUUUCCAUGUCAGUCCCCGUGGAGUCAGACAUUGCUCCUGUCGCUAGGCUGCUCAUCUAUGCCAUUUUACCUGACGGGGAAGUAGUAGGGGAUUCUGCAAGAUAUGAGGUUGAACACUGUCUGACCAACAAGGUGGGUUUGAACUUCAGCCCCAGACAAAGUUUCCCGGCUUCCCAGGCCCACCUUCGAGUCACCGCUUCCCCUCAGUCCCUCUGCGCCCUCCGUGCUGUGGACCAAAGUGUGCUGCUCAUGAGGCCUGAAGCCGAGCUCUCAGCGGCCACGGUUUAUAACCUGCUACCAGUCAAGGACCUCAGCAGUUUCCCCUCAAGUGUAAAUCAACAGGAGGAAGACAAUGAAGACUGCAUCAGUCGUGACAAUGUCUAUAUCAAUGGAAUCAUGUAUUCCCCAGUAUCAAAUACAAAUGAAAAAGAUAUGUAUAGCUUCCUACAGGAUAUGGGCUUGAAGGCAUUCACCAACUCAAAGAUUCAUAAACCCAAGAUAUGUCCACAGCCUGAACAAUAUAGAAUACAGCCUCAAAGACUAUUAGCUUCACCAGUCAUAGCUGAAAUGGGAAGACAUGGUGAUUUUAUGCAUCUUGAGGAUACUGCAGAGCCUCCCACGGAGACUGUGCGAAAGUACUUCCCUGAGACAUGGAUCUGGGACUUGGUGGUUGUAAGCUCCUCAGGUGUGCAUGAAGUAGAAGUAACAGUCCCUGAUACCAUCACUGAGUGGAAGGCCGGGGCCCUCUGCCUGUCCAGUGACACUGGACUUGGCCUCUCUCCGACUGCCUCUCUCCGAGUCUUCCAGCCCUUCUUUGUGGAGCUGACGAUGCCCUACUCUGUGAUCCGUGGAGAGGCCUUCACACUCAAGGCCACAGUGUUAAACUACCUUCCCAAAUGCAUCCGGUGGGAAGGAGUAGAAGUCAUUUUCAUUAUGGCUGAUUUGUUUCUUUCUCUAGGUGCCAAGGUGUCUGAACCAUUAUCUCUGAAGCUGCCACCAAACGUGGUGGAAGAAUCUGCCCGAGCCUCCUUCUCAGUUUUGGGAGACAUAUUAGGCUCUGCCAUGCGAAACACACAAAAUCUCCUCCAAAUGCCCUAUGGUUGUGGAGAACAGAAUAUGGCCCUCUUUGCCCCUAACAUCUAUGUUCUGGAUUAUCUAAAUGAGACACAGCAGCUGACUGCAGAACUGAAGUCCAAGGCCAUCCUCUACCUCAACACUGGUUACCAGAGACAGCUGCUCUACAAGCACUUCGACGGCUCUUACAGCACCUUUGGGGACCAUCACAGCAACAGUGAGGGCAAUACCUGGCUCACGGCCUUUGUACUGAAGAGUUUUGCCCAGGCUCGAGGCUAUAUCUUCAUUGAUGAAGCACAUAUUACCGAAGCUCUCACCUGGUUGGCCCAAAAGCAGAAGAGCAAUGGCUGUUUCAGGAGUUCUGGGUCUCUGCUUAACAAUGCCAUCAAGGGUGGGGUGGAUGAUGAAGUGACCCUCUCUGCCUACAUCACCAUUGCCCUUCUAGAGAUGCCUCUCCCUGUCACACACCCUGUCGUCCGCAAUGCCCUGUUCUGCCUGGACUCAGCGUGGAAGUCAGCCAAGGAAGGAUCCCAAGGCAGCCAUGUCUACACCAAGGCACUGUUGGCCUACGCCUUUGCCCUGGCAGGUAACCAGGAAAGGAGGACAGAGGUACUCGCGUCACUGGAUAAGGAAGCCGUGAAGGAAGAUAAUUCCAUCCACUGGACACGACCUCAGAAACCCAGGGUGCUCACGGAGGAUGUUUACCAACCCAGGGCUCCGUCUGCAGAGGUGGAGAUGACAGCCUACGUGCUCCUCACUUACCUCACGGCCCAGCCUGCCCCGACCUUGGAGGACCUCACCCAUGCCACGAGCACCGUGAAGUGGAUCUCAAAGCAGCAGAAUUCCCAGGGGGGCUUCUCCUCCACCCAGGACACAGUAGUAGCUCUCCACGCCUUGUCCAGAUACGGAGCAGCCACUUUCACCAGGACUGGGAAGGCUGCACAGGUGACCAUCCAGUCUUCAGGGACAUUUUCCACAAACUUCCAAGUGGAAAAUAGCAACCGCCUGUUACUACAGCAGGUUUCAUUGCCAGAGGUGCCUGGAGAGUACAGCAUAUCAGUCACAGGAGAAGGAUGUGUUUACCUCCAGACAUCUUUGAAAUACAAUGUUCUCCCGAAAAAAGACGAGUUCCCAUUUGCUUUGGAGGUACAGACUCUGCCCCAAACUUGUGAUGGACCCAAAGCCCACACCAGCUUCCAGAUCUCACUGAGUGUCAGUUAUAUCGGAAGCCGUCCAGCCUCCAACAUGGCAAUUGUUGAUGUGAAGAUGGUAUCUGGCUUCAUUCCCUUGAAACCAACAGUGAAAAUGCUUGAAAGAUCUGAUGUGAGCCGAACAGAAGUUAGCAACAACCAUGUUUUGAUUUAUCUGGAUAAGGUCACAAAUGAGACCCUGACCUUGACCUUCACAGUUCUGCAAGACAUCCCAGUAAGGGAUCUGAAACCGGCCAUAGUGAAAGUCUAUGACUAUUAUGAGACAGAUGAGUUUGCAGUUGCUGAGUACAGUGCUCCUUGCAGCAAAGAUACUGGAAAUGCUUAAAGACCAUGUCAAUGAAAACUGCUUUGCUGGAGUCCCUGUUCCACAGACUCAGAUCUCCAUGGGAGAAAGAUAAUUUUUAACAUCUCUGAAGGCUUGUUGAAUAAACCUUUUUUUUUUUUUCUGGUCAGUCUCUAUCACUGUUUCCUCAUUUACUCAAUAAAUGUUUAUUACACUUC